Molecule: messenger RNA, 165 nt
Organism: Dovyalis caffra
Lineage: Eukaryota; Viridiplantae; Streptophyta; Magnoliopsida; Malpighiales; Salicaceae
Source: the annotation of a GenBank genome assembly
AUGAAACCGGAGUAUCCUCGUGACGUUGCCGUCGACAUCAAUACUAUUGAAGUACUAUCGAGUACAAUGACUCUCGAUAUUUCCCCGGUAAAGCUAGAGAACUAUCAUCGGAACACAUCCAAUGUGAGGAUGAUUCCAGGAGUUCACCAUGAUGAUCUAGACUGA